UUAAACCCACCAGAAAAACCGAGCGCCCUCGAGUCGAGCUCGCUCAACUCAGUCACUGAUUCGGACCGAGUUCAGUCCAUCCAAAUCACCCCUCUCUCUCUCUCUCUCUCGCCGUCUCCGAUACUGCAGAAAGUCGCCGCCGGCGAAGCGAACCGGAAGAUGGUCUCUCUGUAGGAGCAAAAGGCGUCUUCCGUCGCUAAACCUAGACAACGUUGAAUCCAUGGCGGACAAGGAGGAGCUGAGGUACUCAGUACUCGUGAUGGUUCAACAAUGGUGGCAAGCGAGCCAUGAUGUGGCUUCUGGCGGCGGCGGCUGACUCGGGGAGGUGGCACCCGAUGGAGUGAGAGGAGAGAGAAAUUGAAGUUUCUUUGCAUGUUAAUUGUGAGUUGGUAUGGAUAAGCUAUUGGAGUUUGGAAGGAAGGCUCUAUUUUAUGUGAGGGUCCUCUCUGGAUAUGAAGAACGGAGGAUAAGAUCUUUCAGACUGCAGGUUGAGAAGCGCCUUCAACAGGCUCAAGAAAGGAAGGCAACCUUAAGAAAGGUCCCUGAGCAAGUUAUUUUGUCUGAGGUUCGUCGAAUGGUUGAAGAGAUGCAAGCUUUAAAUAAAAGGCUGGAAGAAACUGAGUCUGCCAUUGAAGAUUACUUCAAGCCAAUUGACAAGCAGGCUGAGGCAAUCAUGAAAAUGCAGCUUGAGGGUGAGGAGAGGACAAUGAAGGAGAUGGUAAGAACCAUGCAGAGACAAGCCUUGCUUGAGAGAGAGGACUUAGACAAAUUGGCAAAUGCGAAAUGUGCUGAUGUAGAUCAACAUAAGCAGAUUCCAAGAAAAGAGGAGGAAACGAGAAAGUGAACAGGUAAUGGCAUGUAGCAAUUAUCGGCGAAUUAAUCACUAUUCAAAGAUUGAGGAAAUUUUGUGGAGCUCAAGCAAUUAUUUUUAGGCUUCUAGUAGGUUAUUAUAUAAAACAAAUUCAUGCUUCUGGCCAACACUUUGUAUAACUAUUGAACAGCUUUUGUUGUAAUAAUUGUACGAAGGGUACAUCCUAAGUCCAAAUUCCGGCAGCAGCUGCUGAAUUCAGGGUGUCGUUUCUUCUCAUGGCAUAGUUACUUGAUUUCCAAGGA
Eucalyptus grandis is the source of this 1113-nucleotide messenger RNA. RefSeq lists its product as uncharacterized. The transcript has 6 exons. NCBI's taxonomy places the organism in Eukaryota, Viridiplantae, Streptophyta, Magnoliopsida, Myrtales, Myrtaceae. The record is from RefSeq and is a predicted model, not a curated record. Bases 392 to 844 code for a protein of 150 amino acids.